Molecule: messenger RNA, 1641 nt
Organism: Colletes gigas
Lineage: Eukaryota; Metazoa; Arthropoda; Insecta; Hymenoptera; Colletidae
Product: venom serine protease 34-like
Exons: 8
Coding region: 156-1337 (393 amino acids)
Biological process (GO): proteolysis
Molecular function (GO): serine-type endopeptidase activity
Source: RefSeq, a predicted model, not a curated record
ACGUCGGAAUUCGCGCGAACACGGACAGAUAGUACUGCACGUUUGUUUGAAAUUUUCACAUUUCUAUCGAGCCAAGACCCUAAGUAAAAAUUCGUCGUUUUCUCACGGAAUCUGGGAAUCUAUCAUCCUACAUAACGGCUGCCAUAUUCCACGCCAUGGCUAAAGCGACUUUAUGGUUCCUUGGCUGGUUAACGUUGUUAGUCACAUUUAGCUACGCCGUGGACGAGGAUUGCAAUUUCUAUCAGGAACUGGUCCCCGGCACAGACUACUACGUGUAUAAUUCGGAGUAUCCAUAUAAAUAUAACGGAGCAAGGUCGUGUAUGUGGACUAUAAAAAGCGCUUAUCGGGUGAACCUGACUUGCGAAACGUUUAAUUUACCAGGGAGUGUCGACUGCCUCGAAGAUAGAAUGGUCAUCCAAGUCGACGCAUCCACGACGUAUCGAUAUUGCGGGGAUAGAAGUUUCAGUAUACAAUCCAACGACAACACGAUGACCAUGUCGUUAUCGUCGCCAUACUGGUCUAUAGGCGGUCGAUUCCUUUGCAAGGUUGAAGCGAUCAAAAGGCCUCAAGACAGCGAGAAAUGUCAAUGCGGGUGGAAGAAUCCCUCCAGAAUCGUUGGUGGCGUGGAGACAGGGGUGAACGAGUAUCCCAUGAUGGCCGGCAUGGUGGAUUCUUUGCAACGAAGAGUGUACUGCGGCGGUACUAUAAUAUCCAUUAAACACAUACUGACGGCAGCUCAUUGUAUAGUAGGAAGAGACAUACAAAAGUUGGGUGUCGUGGUGGGCGAGCACGAUAUACGGACAGGCAAAGAGUCAAAUGCCACGAGGCUGUACCGCAUCGAGAAGGCUACCAUUCACCCUAACUACGUUCGCAAAAGUUUCUUGAACGACAUAGCCGUCGUGGAGCUGGACGGGAACUUAGUUUACAGCAACGAGGUUGGCCCAGCUUGUUUGCCUUUCCAACAUUCGCCGGACACUUUUGGCGGGAGUUUCGUCGAUAUAUUGGGUUGGGGAACGACGGAGUUCGCCGGGCCACCCUCCGAUACUCUACAAAAGGCCACCCUUAGCGUCCUCACGAAUCUCGAGUGCUCGAAAACUUACAAUAACUUAACCAACGAUCAGUUCUGCACGUUCGCGGAAGGAAAAGACGAUUGUCAAAUGGACAGCGGCGGACCCGUUCUAUGGCAGAAUCCUACGACCAGGCGACUUCUACUCAUCGGAAUUAUCAAUUACGGUAGUGGUUGCGGCGUAACAAGCGGCGUUAACUGCAGAGUCGGCGGUUACAUGGAUUGGAUUGUUUCAGCAACGCCAGACGCACGUUACUGCAUCAUCGAAUAAACAAACGUGCCUGAUCUGCUCGACUUAAUUCGUCGCGUUAUCGAUGGCGCAACCGAUCGUUCCAACAUUUUCGCUGACGGCGUAGUUCGCAUUCCUCGCAAGCGGAUUCGCUGGUUUUAUGCAGCUAACAUGGUUAGUAUAUUCUUCCUAUGGAAGCAGCGAAACGGAGGCGUGCUUCUCAACAGAAAUCGAACGAUCCGGUAACUGCGGCCAAUCUAUCGCGUCGAAUUUGGAGACGACCAAAACCACCGUUCCGUUACUUGUAUUCGAUGUGCAUGUCCGCAAAUACACUCUGAUACGUUAA